Messenger RNA from Durio zibethinus, 1653 nucleotides. Its product is annotated as ATPase family associated with various cellular activities (AAA). Gene Ontology annotation, biological process: DNA repair; DNA-templated DNA replication. Lineage: Eukaryota; Viridiplantae; Streptophyta; Magnoliopsida; Malvales; Malvaceae. Gene Ontology annotation, molecular function: DNA clamp loader activity; DNA binding; ATP hydrolysis activity. Gene Ontology annotation, cellular component: DNA replication factor C complex; nucleus. The record is from RefSeq and is a predicted model, not a curated record.
UGAUUCUGAUGAUGAGUUGUACAUUGUCUGUAUGCCUAAUCAAAAACAUUUUCCUACUACUGACAUAAACAACGUAGGGAAGUUUAGACCACCUAUACCAGUUACUAAAUUUUGUUAGUUCUGAUAAUUUUGGCAUAAUUAAAAUCAAAAAGAUAAUUGCGCUUCAGCAUUUGUGCGUAAUCUUUGUUUAAAGAGCAAGAUUAAAAUAAUUUUUUCUCCAAAUCAACAAAAAGAAAGUAAAUUUCUUGGGACAGUAAGUUCCAAAAACUGGUCGUUCGUUUUGGUAGAGCCCAUCUGCUAAUCUCAUAAUCCCCUGACCAUUAUAGAGCAUAGCUACCAUCUAUCAUACCGAAAAAGCGGGAAAAAUAAAGAAAGAGAGAGAGAGAGAAAAAAAAAAAGUCGCUAUAAAAGGAGAAAGAAGGAAAAGGUAAACAAUUGACGCAGGCAGGAGAAAAAUGGCGCCAGUAUUACAGAGCUCUCAACCUUGGGUUGAAAAAUAUCGGCCAAAGCAAGUGAAAGAUGUGGCGCACCAAGAUGAAGUGGUUCGAGUUCUCACCAACACCCUCGAGACUGCUAAUUGCCCGCAUAUGCUCUUCUAUGGCCCUCCCGGCACCGGCAAAACCACAACCGCACUUGCCAUCGCCCAUCAACUCUUUGGACCUGAACUCUACAAGUCUAGGGUGUUGGAGCUAAAUGCAAGUGAUGACCGUGGGAUCAAUGUUGUUCGUACUAAGAUCAAAGAUUUUGCUGCUGUUGCUGUAGGGUCUGGUCAGCGUCAGGGGGGUUAUCCUUGUCCACCAUUCAAGAUCAUUAUUCUUGAUGAAGCAGAUUCAAUGACAGAAGAUGCUCAGAAUGCUUUGAGACGUACCAUGGAAACUUACUCAAAAGUUACACGAUUCUUUUUCAUAUGUAACUACAUAAGCAGGAUUAUAGAGCCACUUGCUUCAAGAUGUGCAAAGUUCAGGUUCAAGCCACUUUCAGAAGAAAUCAUGAGCAGUCGUAUAUUGCACAUUUGUGAUCAAGAAGGCCUCAAUUUAGAUUCAGAGGCUCUUUCAACAUUAAGUUCCAUUUCACAAGGUGAUCUUCGUCGGGCUAUUACAUACUUGCAGGGAGCUGCGCGCUUGUUUGGAUCGUCAAUUUGUUCCAAGGACCUAAUUAGUGUGUCUGGGGUUAUCCCUCAAGAAGUUGUUGAUGCACUUUAUGCCGCAUGCAAAAGCGGUAACUUUGAUUUGGCAAACAAGGAAGUCAAUACUGUGAUUGCAGAAGGGUAUCCAGUUUCUCAGAUGCUUUCUCAGUUAUUUGAUGUGGUUGUUGAGGCAGAUGAUAUACCAGAUGAACAGAAAGCUAGAAUUUGCAAGUGUUUGGCUGAAGCAGAUAAGCGUCUAGUUGAUGGUGCAGACGAGUACUUGCAGCUGCUGGAUGUGGCCAGCAACUCAAUGCGAGCUUUGUGUAACAUGCCACAGGAAUUCUCUUUUGAAAGUUAGCGGGACAGCCUAGAUUGGGAUGCAGGGACUUUUCAAGACAAGGAGAGAUUCAACUUUUUAGAGAUUCAACUUUUUGAAUUGUAAAGUUUUGCAUAUUGCAACAAAACGGCUUUUCAAACAUUGUAUUAUGCCUGUUAUUCACCGAAGAUGGGUGGCCCACCCUUUUGAA